AUGGCAAAUAAAUUAGAACUAAUUCCAAUCAUUGAAUAUUCAAAUGAUCAAUUUAAAGAUGCACUUGAAUAUAUUAAUCAAAGACAACAUAUUGGUAAAAUAGUAGUAAAUCAUGAUAUAGAUAUGUUAUCAAGAGUAUUUAGUGAACAGAAACAAAGUGACGCAAUUAUUAUGAAGAACAGCUAUGAUAUAUCAAGAUUAGAUAUUGGUAAAAACAUAUUAGUAACAGGUCAAACAGGUAUUAUAUUAGAAAUAAUGAAAUGGCUUGUUAAAUAUUCAAAUAUUCAAAUCGAUAAUAUUAUAAUUUUAUCAAAAUCACCAUUAAAAUGGGAAUUAGAACUAUUAAUGAAUACAACUAAACAUCAAAAAGACAAUACAAUUAAUUUCCACUUUAUUCAAGCCGAUAUUGAAGAUAGUAAUAAAGUUCACAAUCUUUAA
Molecule: messenger RNA, 438 nt
Organism: Dictyostelium purpureum
Lineage: Eukaryota; Evosea; Eumycetozoa; Dictyosteliales; Dictyosteliaceae
Exons: 1
Coding region: 1-438 (145 amino acids)
Source: RefSeq, a predicted model, not a curated record